This is a messenger RNA of Umbelopsis ramanniana AG, 1097 nucleotides long. RefSeq lists its product as uncharacterized. NCBI's taxonomy places the organism in Eukaryota, Fungi, Mucoromycota, Umbelopsidomycetes, Umbelopsidales, Umbelopsidaceae. The record is from RefSeq and is a predicted model, not a curated record. The coding region runs from base 91 to 921 and encodes 276 amino acids. The transcript has a single exon.
GUCGCCGAUCAUUUAUUCACACUGAGCAGCCCAAAGCUGGAUAAUUUCUUUAAAAAGGGCCACCACCCAAUUGUCCUCGUAACAACGUUGAUGAUGACAGAGGAGAUUAAAUUUGACGAAGGAACCAUAUCUACAACGAAUGACGUUGACUCAAGCAACGCAUUUCGGCAAAUUCGGCCGCACUUGAACUCCCUCUGGCAGUAUUCGCUUUUCGAUUUAAGCGUAGAUUCUCUCGUCGAGUUUCAACUGCUCCUUGCGACUUUCUGUACUGGAUUACAGGACGCUAUAUCGUAUCCUGACUUUCGCUGCUUCGCAUCCAAUCAAACGGGUAACACCGUGGUGCUCGCUGUCGGUAUUGCCAAUUACAACUAUUAUGCCUCCCAAAAGGAUUCGCUCUUCCAUCUUCCGAAUAUCGCCAUGUCCCUUGGUAUGUUUCUCGCUGGUGCAACUAUUACAGGCCAACUGGGGAAUUAUGUGGGAGGAAGAAGACGUGGAUGGCAGUUUAUUACAAAUUUGGCGCAGACAAUGAUGAUAUUCGGAGCAGCUGGAAUCCAGUAUGCCCAUGAUGUGCAGGAGACCGGACCGUGGGCUCUGGCAGUAGUUGCCUUGCUGGCGUUUUCUUCUGGUGCUCAAGUUGCAGCGGCAAGAGCUUUCCGAGUUCAAGAAAUUACCACGGCAAUGGCUACAGCUGCUUGGGUGGAUCUGGUUAUUGACCCAAAAUUGCUGAAAACGAAGAACCAUCCCCGGGAUAGAAGGGCUCUUUUUCUCGUUGCACUCAUUGCUGGCGGAUUUGCAGGGGCUUUCAUGUACUCUAAAAUUGGAAGCCCUUCUGCACUCGUUAUAAGUGCUACUGGCAAGACACUUGUGACCGCUUUGAUGCUGCUUCCCAAGAAAGCUCACGAGGGGUCUAGUUUUGUAUAAUGUUUAGAGUACUUAGAGCGCUGAAAUAUAACGCACGAAUAAUUGAAUAUCCAAAGACUGUGUGAUUAAAUAGCCGAGCUAUACACCAAUUUCGACACUACGAACAUUACACAGUAAUGGUUAAUGGUAUGGCACAGCGAAAUGUCAAGCUCAAAUUCGAGUGAUCGACUUGAUCA